CGCAGCCCUGACGCGCGCCGGAGCCCCGGGGGGCGCCUCGAACGCGGGGCCUUAGGGAGUGGGCGGGUGAGGGAUCGCGAGCAGCCGGGCCGAAGUCCGAGCGGGACGUGCGGGAGUCCCCGGGGGGCCACCACCCCGCGGUCCGGGCCAUGAGGAGGGACGAGCGAGACGGCAAAGCCAUGCGGUCCCUGCAGCCGCCGGACGGGGCCGGCUCGCAGCCCGAGAGUCUGAGAAACGGCUACGUGAAGAGCAGCGUGAGCCCCCUGCGGCAGGACCCUCCACGCGGCUUCUUCUUCCACCUCUGCCGCUUCUGCAACGUGGAGCUGCUGCUGCCGCCGCCGGCCUCCCCGCAGCAGCCACGGCGCGGCUCCCCGGGCUCCCGGGCGCGCCUGGCGCUGGGCGUCCUGGCCGCCUUUGUCCUGGCCCUCCUGGUGGGCGCGGGGCCCGAGAGCUGGGCGGCGGGGGCCGCGGGGCUGCGGACCCUGCUGAGCGUGUGCUCGCUCAGCCUCAGCCCCCUUUUCAGCAUCGCCUGUGCCUUCUUCUUCCUCACCUGCUUCCUGACUUGGACCCAGCGGGGCCGCGGGCCGGGCCGCAGUGGCGGCGGCUCCUGGUGGCUCCUGGCGCUGCCCGCCUGCUGCUACCUAGGGGACUUGUUGGUGUGGCCGUGGUGGGCCGGGCCCGGGGCCCCGCACACGCCCCCGGCGGUGGCGGGCAGGUUGUUCUUGGUGCUGAGCUGCGUGGGCUUGCUGACGCUCGCGCACCCGCUGAGGCUCCAGCACAGCAUCCUGGUGCUGCUCUUCGGCAGCUGCGUCUGGUGGGUCUCCUUCACCGGCCUCGGCUCGCUGCCUCCGGUCCUCCGGCCGCUGCUCUCCUGCCUGGUCGGGGCCGCCGGCUGCCUGCUCGCCCUGGGGUUGGAUCACUUCUUUCAAAUCAGGGCAGCCCCUCCGCAUCCACGGUUGUCCAGUACCGCGGAUGACAAAGUGCCUGUGAUCCGACCCCGGAGGAGGUCCAGCUGCGUGUCGUUCGGAGAAACUUCGGCCAGCUCCUAUGGCAGUUGCAAGAUGUUCCGGAGACCCUCGUUGCCUUGCAUUUCCAGAGAACAGAUGAUUCUUUGGGAUUGGGACUUAAAGCAAUGGUAUAAGCCUCACUAUCAGAAUUCUGGAAGUGGAAGUGGAGUCGAUCUUUCAGUGCUAAACGAGGCUCGAAAUAUGGUGUCUGAUCUUCUAAUCGAUCCAAACCUUCCCCCACAAGUCAUUUCUUCCCUACGGAGCAUCAGUAGCUUGAUGGGUGCUUUCUCAGGUUCCUGCAGGCCAAAGAUUAAUCCUCUCACACCAUUUCCUGGAUUUUACCCAUGCUCUGAAACAGAAGACCCAGGCGAGAAAGGAGAUCGAAAAGCUCACAAGGGCCUAACCAGUAGGAAUAGCUUAUCAACUCCACAGUUGAGGAGAAGCUCAGGAACUUCCAGUCUGCCACUGUUUGAACAGUCUUCUUCAAGGUGGGAACGCAAUGGCAAAAAGACUCACCAAGAAUUUGGCAUUUCAAGUCAAGGAUGCUACCUAAAUGGACCUUUUAGUCCAAAUCUGCUGACAAUCCCAAAGCAAAGAUCAUCUUCUAUAUCACUAUCUCACCAUAUAGGUCUAAGAAGAGCUGGUGUCAUACCCAGCCUGAGUCCUGUGAAUUCUCCCAGCCAUGGACCAUUGUCUCCUGGUUCUCUAACUAAUCGAUCAUCUAUAGAAUUUCCUGAUAUUGCUGAUUUUCUUGCUAAGCCCAGUGUUACUUUACAAAAAUCUCUGAAUAAUUCACCCAGUUCACCAGAUUUUUAUCAGCAAUUUAGAAGUUCUGAUAGCAAUUUAUGUAACAGUUGUGGACAUCAAAUACUGAAAUAUGAAUCAAUGUCUGAAUCAGAGUCUGGUACAGACUGCCAGAGUGGAAGAUCAGGUGAUGAAGAUGCCACCAUUUUCUCAAAAGAAUCACUCAACUUUAUAGAAGCUCAGCAAGAAGAGGAAACAAAGACGGACGAUAGAAACUUAUUUUUAGAAGGUGAUAGUCACCUAACAGAAGAUGCACAGAAUGAACAACAAUCAAAUGUUGAACAGGAAGCGUCACUGGACAUGAUUUUAGUAGAAGAUUAUGAUUCAUUAAUAGAAAAUAUGAGCAACUGGAAUUUUCAAAUUUUUGAACUUGUGCAAAAGAUGGGAGAGAGAUCAGGAAGGAUCCUCAGUCAGGUUAUGUAUACCUUAUUUCAAGACACGGGUUUAUUGGAAAUGUUCAAAAUUCCUACUCUACAAUUUAUGAAUUAUUUUCGUGCAUUAGAAAAUGGCUAUCGAGAUAUUCCUUAUCACAACCGCAUACAUGCCACAGAUGUUCUUCAUGCAGUCUGGUAUCUGACAACACGGCCAAUUCCUGGCUUACAGCAGGUCCACAGUGAUCAUGGGACAGAGAAUGAAACAGACUCUGAUGGUAGGAUUAACUCUGGGAGAAAGGCUUACAUUUCUUCAAGAAGCUGCUGCAUUCCAGAUGAGAGCUAUGGUUGCCUGUCUUCAAACAUUCCUGCACUGGAACUGAUGGCUCUAUACGUGGCAGCUGCCAUGCAUGAUUAUGAUCACCCAGGACGGACAAAUGCAUUUUUGGUAGCUACAAAUGCCCCUCAAGCAGUGCUGUACAAUGACAGAUCUGUUUUGGAAAAUCAUCAUGCUGCAUCAGCUUGGAAUCUGUAUCUUUCUCGUCCAGAAUACAACUUUCUUCUUAAUCUUGAUCAUGUGGAAUUCAAGCGCUUUCGAUUUUUAGUCAUUGAAGCAAUCCUUGCCACAGAUCUUAAAAAGCAUUUUGAUUUCCUAGCCGAGUUCAAUGCCAAGGCCAACGAUGUAAACAGUAAUGGUAUAGAGUGGAAUAACGAAAACGAUCGCCUCUUGGUCUGCCAGGUGUGCAUCAAACUGGCAGAUAUAAAUGGACCUGCAAAAAUUCGGGACUUACAUUUGAAAUGGACAGAAGGCAUUGUUAAUGAAUUUUAUGAGCAAGGAGAUGAAGAAGCAAAUCUUGGUCUGCCCAUCAGUCCCUUCAUGGAUCGUUCUUCCCCUCAACUGGCUAAACUUCAAGAAUCUUUUAUCACCCACAUAGUGGGGCCUCUGUGUAACUCCUAUGAUGCGGCUGGUUUGCUUCCGGGUCAUUGGAUAGAAACAGAAGAAGAUGAGGAUACUGAAAGCUGUUGUGAAGAAGAUGGUGAAUUAGACACAGAUGAUGAGAUAGAAGAUAAUAUAAAUUCUAAACCACAAAGAAGAAAAGGCAGACGACGAAUAUUCUGCCAAUUAAUGCACCACCUCAGUGAAAAUCACAAGAUAUGGAAGGAAAUCAUAGAAGAAGAAGAGAAGUGUAAAGCUGACGGGAAUAAACUACAGGUGGAGAAUUCUUCCUUACCUCAAGCAGAUGAGAUUCAGGUCAUUGAAGAAGCGGAUGAAGAAGAGGAGAGACAGUUAGAAUAAAGGAAAUGGGCAUAUUGAAGAAGCGCACAGGGCUGUGCCCAGUGUCAGAAACCCCUGCCUAGAGUUCACUGUGCUGACUUUCAACUGACCAUUCCUGUGUGGACUGGCCUUCAUACUGUGAGAGGAUCGUUGCUGUGCUGGCAGUUUCCCCACUUGUACGCACUUUCACCACAUGAACUAGAGAAUUCUUAGAGUUUGGCUUCAGUUGUCUCAUGCUGCAAAACGUUACCAAAUGCCAUCACUGGUAUAAACAUACUUCAUCACAAUCCUGCUUUGCUGGAUAGGACGCUCGAUAUUUCAGGAGAGGUAGUUCUAACUAAACAUUCAAGUGACUUACUUUUCAGAGUAGCCAGAAUUCUUUGUUUCCAUAAAAACAGGAUUCAUGUUUCCAGUGUGUCUUUUAUGUCUUCGAAUGCUUUAGAGAGAGAAAAAAAGUUUGCACCUAUCCAAAAAGGAAUUCAGUUUUGCCUUUGUAAAGAGCAAUUCAAUGCAAUAUACUGUCCCAGCAAAGCUUUUCAGUUUACCCAGUGACCUUUGUUAUAUUUAACAAAAUCCAGGUGCAUCAAUUCCUGAUGCUUUUUACUGUUGUGUAUUGCCAACUAAGUGUAUUUUAUUUCUGUUCAGAGUAUUCUGAUGUAUCAUGGACAUCAGAAGUCUGAAUUCCAGUCUUACUAUAUCCCAUGGUUGAAUUUUAAAGUUGUUCAGGUUUAACAAAGAAGGAAUUUUAUUCUUUAGUCAAAACUGUUCUUAUUUUUCUUGUUUCUCAGGAUUCGUAUUUUUAACAUUUAAUAUAUAAACACUGAAGAUUCAUCACAAGGAAAAAAGUCCUAAUAUCUGUUAACUUUUUAAGAAAAUAGCCCUGUUUUCUCUUCUUUGAUAUAUUUGAAAUAAUUAAAGUCAAGGCAGAAAUGAAAAGAAACUAAUCCUAUCAAAGAUAACAAAAGAAAUGGCGAGUGGUAGGGACACAUACAUUGAAUAAUUGGAAUCUGUGCUUAUCUCUAGAUCCAUAGCUUAGGUAUCAUGUUUAGAUUCAAUGGCUAAAUGUAUCUUUCUAUUAAUUUCCUUCCGCCUUUAUAUUAUAUUAUAGCAAUGAGCUAUGACUAACUACUUCUAGGGCCCAAUUGCAAGUCUGAUUUCUGAAAUAAAGAGGAAAUAGUGGGAUACUUAUUUUACAUAACAAAUUUACAUAUUUUAGUAAACAUUUCAUAUGAAAGCACAGUAGCCACAUUAUUAAGAUAACUGCAAAAGAAAUGGAUCGUAUUUACAAUGUUUAUAAACUUAUUAUGUUCAGAUAUAUACCCAACAUGUAAAAAAAAAAAUCAGAAGACAAAAAGAAUAGCAAAAGUGAUAGCAAGAUGGUAGACUAAUUUUCCAUUAUUUGUGGAGGCCAUAUUAUAUUUUGGAUCUACGUGGCUUCUGUGGUCAGUGAAACCAUUAAUUUUCCAAGGUAGUUCCUGUGAUAUCAGCAGGAAUUUUAACUACCUAGAAUAUUUGGCUUAUCUGAAAGGUAUCAGUUAAAGAUCUAUUAAGUUUGAGUUUAGAUACUGUAUGGUAUCAUGAUACUUAAUGAAUCACUAAGCUUUAUUUAUUAGACACUUAAGAGUUCCUGCUGCUUUUGCUACCAUUGCCAUAUCAUUUGUAAACCGAUUCCACAUUUCCAAGUAAUAAAAUUUUAACUAAUUUAUUGAGUUUGCACUUACAAUGUAUAUAUCCUGUGCUUCUAUAUAUGAUACAAUUUGCAUCCUAUAUUAGUAAACUUUUCUCUCCUGCAAAAUGCAUAAAAUACGUGUAUGAAUUCACACAUGUGCAUGUAUGCAUGAGACUCGUCUAUUUUAUUUCAUUAAAAUUUUGUAUUGGG
This is a messenger RNA of Sorex araneus (European shrew), 5337 nucleotides long. It is a transcript of the gene PDE3B, whose product is annotated as phosphodiesterase 3B. Lineage: Eukaryota; Metazoa; Chordata; Mammalia; Eulipotyphla; Soricidae. Gene Ontology annotation, molecular function: protein kinase B binding; 3',5'-cyclic-AMP phosphodiesterase activity. Gene Ontology annotation, biological process: signal transduction. Gene Ontology annotation, cellular component: membrane. The record is from RefSeq and is a predicted model, not a curated record. The transcript is spliced from 16 exons. Bases 150 to 3479 code for a protein of 1109 amino acids.